Fibroporia radiculosa is the source of this 396-nucleotide messenger RNA. RefSeq lists its product as uncharacterized. The record is from RefSeq and is a predicted model, not a curated record. Gene Ontology annotation, biological process: protein folding. Lineage: Eukaryota; Fungi; Basidiomycota; Agaricomycetes; Polyporales; Fibroporiaceae. Bases 1 to 396 code for a protein of 131 amino acids. Gene Ontology annotation, cellular component: cytoplasm; prefoldin complex. The transcript has 5 exons.
AUGCGCAUGCUAUCGCAAGAAGACGAGAAGGAUGAUACGGCGGAGGUGACAUGGGAGGACCAACAGCGGAUUAAUACUUUCUCCAAGAUCAAUACUCGGCUGCGUGGAAUUGAAGAAAAAAUAACAGAAUUAAAGCAAGAGAAAGAGGCUCUCGAUGAUUUGUCCAUGGAACUCGAGUUAGCAGAUGAUGACCAACCUGUCAUGUACAAAGUUGGAGAGGCGUUCCUUCACUUACCACACGGCCGUGCUAUGAAACGGCUAGAGAAAGAUCAGAAUGAAUUGGACUCGGAGCUGUCCAGGUUCUCAGAGCGGGCAGAGGAGUGCCAAAAGUCGAUGACGGAGCUCAAGGUCAUUUUGUACGCGAAAUUCGGAAAAGCAAUCAACCUGGACGAGUGA